AUGGGUCCCCUCCGCCUUAUUGAGGACUUCAACGCCUGGGCUACCCAAGUCUCGGUCUACUUGGUUUGCGAAGCCGCAGAGGCUUCAGAGCUGUGUGCGCAAGUAUGUUGGGCUUAG
Plenodomus lingam JN3 is the source of this 117-nucleotide messenger RNA. Lineage: Eukaryota; Fungi; Ascomycota; Dothideomycetes; Pleosporales; Leptosphaeriaceae. The record is from RefSeq and is a predicted model, not a curated record.